Melospiza melodia melodia is the source of this 7076-nucleotide messenger RNA. It is a transcript of the gene NSMF, whose product is annotated as NMDA receptor synaptonuclear signaling and neuronal migration factor. NCBI's taxonomy places the organism in Eukaryota, Metazoa, Chordata, Aves, Passeriformes, Passerellidae. Gene Ontology annotation, cellular component: nucleus; cytoplasm. Gene Ontology annotation, biological process: regulation of neuronal synaptic plasticity; positive regulation of neuron migration. The transcript has 15 exons. Gene Ontology annotation, molecular function: protein binding. The record is from RefSeq and is a predicted model, not a curated record. The coding region runs from base 35 to 1636 and encodes 533 amino acids.
CGCGCCCCGGCAUGGGCAGCCGCGGGGCCCGGCGAUGAGCGCUCCCCCGGCCGCGACCCCCCGCGCGAAUAUGGGCACAGCCGUGUCCAAAAGGAAGACGCUCAGGAACGAGGCCAUGUCGUCCGUGGCGGCCAAAGUGAGAGCGGCGAGGGCUUUUGGAGAAUACCUUUCACAAAACCAUCCUGAAGGCAGGAAUGGCUCAGAUCACCUGCUAGCAGACUCCUACAUCGGGCAGGAGGACUCCCCUGAGCUGCAGCAGGUGGCCCAGAACAAGCGCAGGCUCUCGGUCAUCUCGGACGGCAAAUUCGAGAGGAGCUUCACCGAGGAGCAGGCGGAGAAGCUGCCGAGCGAGGGCCCCAAGCCACGGGUGUACACCAUCUCUGGGGAGAGGCCCAUGCUGUCAGAGCACGAGAACGACAGCAUGGAGCUGGUGGUGAUGAAGGGAGCUGCCCACGAGGAGUGUCACCACGGGCACCACGCGCACGGCGCCGCCGGCUCGCACGGCGCCCGCCACUGCAAGGCCUGGCCUGGCGGCCGCCAGGGUUCCAAGGAGUGCCCCAACUGCUCCAGGCUGGCUGCCCCUUCCCCGCAGUCCAUCGAGCUGGAGCAGCACCCACCUGGCGAGGCUGGGUGGCACAGGAAAAGGCUGGAGAGGAUGUACAGUGUGGAUCGAGUGUCUGAUGAUGUCCCCAUACGAACCUGGUUCCCAAAGGAGAACCUCUUCAGUUUUCACACUGCUACCACAACUAUGCAAGCGGCGUUCAGGGGCUACGCAGAGAGGAAGAGACGGAAACGAGAGAAUGAUUCUGCAGCUCUUAUCCAGAGGAAUUUUCGGAAGCACCUCCGCAUGGUGGGGAGCCGAAGGGUUAAAGCACAAACAUUUGCCGAACGGCGUGAGAGGAGCUUCAGCAGGUCCUGGAGUGACCCGACUCCCAUCAAAGCUGAUUCCUUCCAUGACUCUCGAGAAAGCCAUGACCUUCAGGAUUCCUGCGGGACUCUGGAUGGUGACUUUGACUUGAACUGGGAAGCAGAAAAGGAACUUGAAGCCAUGGCAUGUGACGGAGAAGACUUUAUUCCACCAAAAAUAAUGCUCAUCUCUUCCAAGGUGCCCAAAGCAGAGUAUGUCCCAACAAUCAUCCGCAGGGACGACCCCUCCAUCAUCCCCAUCCUCUAUGACCAUGAACACGCCACCUUUGAUGACAUCCUGGAGGAAAUAGAGAAGAAGCUGAACAUUUAUCGGAAAGGCUGCAAAAUCUGGAAGAUGCUGAUAUUUUGCCAGGGAGGCCCCGGGCACUUAUACUUGUUAAAGAACAAAGUUGCCACUUUUGCCAAAGUGGAGAAGGAGGAAGAUCUGAUCCUCUUCUGGAAGAGGUUGAGCAGGCUGAUGAGUAAAGUCAAUCCUGAACCAAAUAUCAUCCACAUCAUGGGCUGCUAUGUUCUUGGAAACCCCAAUGGGGAGAAGCUAUUUCAGAAUCUGAAAAACUUAAUGAAUCCUUAUAGGGUUGCCUUUGAGUCUCCACUUGAACUAUCAGCUCAAGGUAAGCAAAUGAUUGAGACUUACUUUGACUUCCGCCUUUACCGCCUCUGGAAGACCCGCCAGCACUCCAAACUGUUGGAUUACGAUGACAUUUUAUGAGCUGGAGAAGCCUUUGCAAGAGGAAGCUCAUCACCAGUGUCCAAGAAGUCAUGCUUUAUUGCAGAGAGACUUUUUUAUUGGCACGGGGAGCCCUUCACAGCCCUACAGGAGGCAGCAGCGCUAAAGGGAGGGAAGGAGGAGCCCUCGGAAGCAGGAAAAGGCUCCUGGGCCAGGAGAGACUGGAGGGAAGGGGGUGACAAUGACGGUGACACCUCGCUGGCCUCAGUCCGAGCCCCGGGGCCUCAGGAGGAGCUGUGUGAAACGAGGACAGGAUGGAGUUCCUGGCAGAACUGAGCUGUUUUGGGUCAGAAUGGGCCAGAUUUGAUUCCAGGUCCUUUUAAAGACUUUUGAAGCUCAGGUUUUCUUACAAAAAAAAAAAAAAAAACAAAACCACAAACCCAAUUAACCCAUGCACUACAGUGAAGAAGUCACCAGAGCACAGAGGGAGCAGGGGGUUGUCCUGGUGGGACUUUCUGUGCUGGGAGUCCUGGAGAGCAAGGACUGCUACACCUACUCCUGCAAGCUUAGAGCAAGAUGAUCCCAUUUCCAUGUGAAUAUAUACUGGGAUAUAGAACUGAAAUCUUCUUUUUUGUUUGUUUUGUUUAAUAGAAAAUAAGUGCAAUUUUUAUAGCAAGGGAGGGGGUAAAAUCCCUCCUGAUAUUUAAUUAGUUAAAAAUAACACACCAUAACCAAUAGAUGAGGUAUUUUUGGUCUGCUUGAAAAUAUAUUCAGAAUGGUAAUAUAUCUUCUGUAGACAUAUUUAAUCACCAGCAAACAUGGUUUUAACAUAAGUUAGCAGACCCUGCAUGUCUGCUGCAUUGGUUUGGUUCCUUUCAGAGUAGCUGUGCUGCACUACCUGUACGUGCUCUCACCAAUGUGUAGUUCUCCUCCAGUUAGCCACAACUUCAUUACUUUCUACUUUGCUGCUUGCAAAACUAUGGAACUUUAGUUUUGCUGAAAUACUUUAGGUUAGAGCACGGGACCUGGCUGGGAAUCCUCUGUCAGGCUCGCUUUGGUAUAAAAAUGAAUUAGAAAUUAAUAGCCAUGGUAAUGAAUUGUUGAUGCCAGUGUUUUGCUGUGUGUUGGGAGAGGAGCUCUCUCCUGUGUGGAGACCCCUCUGAGGGGGCUGAGCACUGAGGCAUUUGGGAGAAAUGCUGCUGGAGGGACACAGCACAGGCCUGGAGCAUGAGUUUGACUCUUUGUUCACUUGACUGCCAGUUGUUUGUGCAGAACCCACCCCUUUUCCCUGACCUGUUUCUUGGUCUGAGCUGCUCAGCCCCUCCCUUGGAGGACAGAGAAAACCCUGAGCUCUGUCAGAGCAGCCUGAGAGCCCAGGUCUGUACUUGGUAUUUGAUGGUACCUUUUGAAAUCUAUUUAUUUUUGUUUGGUUGGGUAUGGGGUUGCUUUUCUGGUUUUGGGAAUGGGGCUUUUUUCACUUUCUGCUGUCCUUUCAGAGGACAAACAGUACUUAGAGUCUAUGUAGGUCACUGGCAAUUCUGGGAGGUGACACAAGUUAUUUCUUUUACAAGCAAAGGAAGGAACAGGGAAGGAUUACUUUAUUUUCCUGAUUUCCUGCUAUCUCAAAUUUCUUGAUUGUGAAGUGAAGGAAAAUACAUGUACAAAUCUUCUUUUAAUUACUUACAAAGAGAACUUGUUGUUCUGAUCUGUAGAGUCCUCCUUCCCCCCUGUGGUUGUGAUUUUGGGGAGCAGGCCCCUGGCUAGAACUGCUGAACCCUUUACAUUUAGAGCAGUUUUAUAGCAAAACUUUUGAAGAAAUAAUGUACAUACAGUAAGGAGAGGAAUGGGUGGAGAGAGGUAUUUAAAGUCACUGAAAGCCUCACAGACAGGUGUGGGCUGUUGGGAGCUUUGGUGGCCACAUCUCAUCCCUGGACUCAGUCAGGUUUGCCAGACUUACAGUGAAGGGGAGAACAGGCACCAGUCUGUAGCUUUUGGAAGAAAAUUGUGCCGGAUAUAAAAGAAAAAGAACCCCAAAUUUAUGCCAAUUCUGUUUAACAUUGGAGCUUCCACCAGCUCUGCGUGAGAGGUGGGAGCCAGAGGUGCACUGAAAGCACAAAGUCAUGUUAUCUGGAGAAGGAAAUGGCUGUGGGAAGAUUAAAAUGCUGACACAAAACUCUCUCCCUUUCUGACCCUUUCACCUCCUAACUGGAGACAGGCAAACUGUUCUUCCUUUCUCAGAUCCCAAUUCAGUGAACUUGGUAGCAUGAAUGUAGCAUUGUGCAACUAUUGAAAAUCUUAUUUAACCCCCAAAGGGCCCAUUUAUGUAUCCACUUGAGUGAUUUCUCUGUAGAAUUGUUGUAUAUCCUCACUGACCACUUGUAGUACUUGGGGUGCAAAGUAGAAGGUAGAUUGUACAGUAAUUUCUGUGUUGGGAUGGACACUAUGGACUGUUCUGGUGCAGUUUAUGGGAUAUGACAACUGAUGAAUGCAUUUCCCUCCAAAGAUCUAUAUUCCUCAUAGCUUGUGAUGUUUAUGACAUGAACAUAUUUUUUCCUUUGUAGCAUUCAUAUGCCUAAAGAGAUGAAAUUCUCUCAGAGCUGUGACUGGAAUAGAGUUGUGAUGUUUGAUGUCCUGUGUGCAGCAGCAUCCUUGGAGUUAACCACUGGUGACAGAGGAAAACACUUUUAUUCCCUUUUUUCACUGGUGGAGUUUUUCAGGUGGCUGCUGGGAAAGGAAGGGUUUAGCAGAGGCAAAUAAAAAUUGUAAUUAUUUUUAAAUUUAGAGGUAAAAAUAGAGCCUGGAAGUUCCUCAGUGAGAGCAGCCUGUAAAGGAUGAGCCCAGCAUGGUCCCAGGCAGGACAGCUCCAAGGCCCCCUGUGCUCCUGCAGCAUCCCCUGGAGGCUCUGGGCUCUCCCAGUGCCCUGCCUGGGGCAGCUGUGGCCCUUGGGCACAGGGACAAUCUGCAGUUCCACUCCAGCUCUCACCCUCUGCUCUCAGGGCGUGUCUGAAACCAGUUCUGCCCUGUGCCUGCGGCAGUUCCUGUGCCUGGGCUGAGCAAAGAGCAGCUCCAUCCCCCUGCCCCGUCCCAGCAAGGAACUGCUGCUGCUCUGAGCUGCUGCUCUGAGCCUGGAGCUGCCUUCAGCUGGGUGGGGACACCUGGUUCACUUGAAGAGAAGCUGAUUGAACCCAGGUGGCUGAGCUGGGUGCCAGCCCUGGCUGCUCACCAGGCACGGGUGGGGUUUGUGCUGCCCUCGCUGGAGGUGGUGCUGGAUGUGACCCCCAGCCCAUGCCUGGGUAAAUGUGUUAUCACAUUUACCUGAUCAGUGUGAUAAAUGUGUUAUCACAUUUACCUGUUCAGUGUGAUAAAUGUGUUAUAUCACAUUUACCUGAUCAAUGUGAUAAAUGUGUUAUAUCACAUUUAGCUGAUCAGUGUGAUAAAUGUGUUAUAUCACAUUUAGCUGAUCAAUGUGAUGUGUUAUCACAUUUAGCUGAUCAAUGUGAUAAAUGUGUUAUCACAUUUACCUGAUCAGUGUGAUAAAUGUGUUAUAUCACAUUUACCUGAUCAAUGUGAUAAAUGUGUUAUAUCACAUUUAGCUGAUCAGUGUGAUAAAUGUGUUAUCACAUUUACCUGCUCAGUGUGAUAAAUGUGUUAUCACAUUUACCUGAUCAGUGUGAAAAAUGUGUUAUCACAUUUAGCUGAUCAGUGUGAUAAAUGUGUUAUGGCCUGGGCUGGCAGUGUCACUCCAGGAGAGGAGGGGGCAGGAGGGGUCUCAGCUGUCCCAGCCCUGCUGCUCAGCCUGGCUCAGAGCUGGGAGUGCCCCCAGGAUGUUCUCUGGUGCCUGCAGGGAAUGUUCACCCAGCUGGAGAGGCCUGGGGCAUCACAGGCUCCGUGGAUGUGGCACUGGCAGAGAGGCUUUUCUCUUUUCCUCUUGUGUGGCUGGGAAGGAAAGGGAAGGAAAUUCAAAUUACCCAUGGAAUAUAGAAAUAGCUAGAAACAUAAAGCUUUUUGCACCUCUGCUCGUGCUGCAGCCACCAGCUUCCCUUUGCAGCUGACCUCCAGGCCUGGGCUGGGAAACAUGAAUUCCCUGAUAAUCCCUUCCUGUGUUAAACAAAAGCAGAAAAAUCCUUGUAGCUCCAGCAAAACAUCUGACUGCAGAAGGUACCCAGCCAGCUCAUCCUGCCUGUGUGAGGACUCUGCUGUGGGAUCCCACCUGCUCCCAGCCCUGGAGCCACCAGAGCCAGUGGAGGGGCUUGGCCUCUGUGCAGGAAUUUAUUCUCUGCUCAGCCUGGGCUUGCUGCCUGGAGCUCAGCACAGGGUUCCUGCUCCCAGUGGUGCUCCCAUGGACACCCCAGGCUCUGCCCAGCUCUGGGGGAUGCUCCAGGGCAGUGUGAGCUGGGAUUUGGUGUCAGCACUGCCCAGAGCCACCCCACAAACAGCCCCUGCUGCUGCCUUGCUGGCCUGUGCUGGCAGCUCCUGUUGCCAGCUCUGCACAGAGCUGCUCUGCACCCUCAGCAGCACCACUGGGGUUGGCUGAAGGAAUGGAGAAUGCUGGAUACAAACAGCCAGCCUGGCAGGAUCUGGGACCCUGCCCUUAAUGCCAGCCCCAUUCUUAACCCCACUGGAGGGGGAAUGCCAGGCUCGCUCUGCUCUCUUGGUCUAAAUGUAAACAUUCAGCCUCUCACAAGCUGGUUUGAGUCACACUCAGCUGUUAUUCAUAGGAUGUGUUACUGUGUGAGUGGGGAAACCCUUCCAGGGCCCUUCCAGCUGGCACCUGCUGGCAGAGCCCUCCUGGGCUGUGCCCUCAUUCCCAGGGAACUGGGCCCCACUGCCCGCUGGGCUCAGGUGAAGCUCAGCUCAGGUCAAGCUGAGCUGCUCUGUGCUCUGGGCUUUGCUGUGCCAGUCCCUGGAGCUGGGGACAGCCCUUCCCGAGGAUCCCAGUGUCCUCCCAGGGGAUAUUGAGUGCUGAUACCAUCUUCCACAUCAUCUGUAAAGACUUUGUGAUCCUGUAUUUUGUCCCACUGACUACAGCCUACCCCUGGCUUUCUGCAUCUUCAUGGAAGUGUUUUCUACUCCUCAUUCUGGAAACACAAGCCAAAGUCAACUGGAAACUGUUACUGGCAAGUCAGCCUGGUAAUGAUCUCCUCUGUGGGAGCUGAGGGUGUAAAUGGGUGUUUGAAGGUUCCUGACCCUGAUUUGGAUCAUUGUUAUUCCAGGUGAUCCUGCUGUGUCAUGGGCACAGUUCAUGGUAAGAUAACCUCUGCUGGGGCAGUGCAUGAUCUAUCAAAGAGCACCAGGAACCAGCAGCAGCUUUGGUUGAGAAAUAACUUCAGCCCAGUUUACUGCCAGUCAGUGUGACAAAUGUAAAGACUGAAAGGAAUAAACAUUGUGGACAUUAAAUGUAAAGAAUCCAUCUGAAGAGAAAGUACAUUGCUUUUUCCCAUAAAUGUUUAGUAAAUAUUAAAGAACUAAUGCAACCUAAUAA